AUGGGUGUGAGAGAUACAGUACGAUCUCAUUGGGCUACCUUGGGGACAAAAUCCGAUAGUAAGCCGGUUGUUCCAACAACGAUAGGUUCAGGGCGGAAUGUGUCAACUGCAGCGCCAGUUGCUGCUACCGCACCAGUUUAUAGCCCUUUUAAAGUGGUAAAAAGUGUCAUUUUCGAUGGUGAUUCAAGACAACCAGAUAUGUUCGAGUUGAAUGAUGUACUUUCGGACCCAUCAUUGAAUGAAGUCUGGUUAUUUUCCUUUGGAUUUCAAAUCAAUCUUAUCAUGUCCCCGAUCAAAGAUCACGUUAAAGUUCAUAUAGUGGGUCAAUUGAACACAAUCAAUUCGGAACAACCGAUAUCGCAUUAUGCAAACCUGAAAGUGCAUCGAGUUGAUAUUCCCUCGCCUUGGGGUUGUCAUCAUUCCAAGAUUAUUUUCUCGUUUCAUCAAAAUGGGACGAUGAGAAUGCAUGUACCGUCAUUUAAUCUAUCUCGUGAAGAGAUGAACUUGGUUCAGCAGACAGUAUGGACCUCACCCCUGUUAUACGAGAAGUCAGAAACAGUACCGAAAAAGAAAUCCCGGUUUGAGGACGAAUUAUUGGAGUACCUUAAUUCGUACUCAUCGUAUACGUCAUUAUAUGGUUUGAUUGCAUCUUUAAAGCGGUACAAAUGGCAUGUCUUGGACGAACAAAAUUGUCAAUUUGUGUACUCAACCCCAUAUAACGGUGGUUUGACACAAUUGAAGUCGUGUUUGAGAGCAUCUGGUAUGAAAUUGCAUGGCGAUGAAGAAGAUGAUGAUCUUUCAUUUGUAAAUCUUUUCAUACAGGUAAGUUCUAUGGGGAACCCAUUCAGAAAAAAAUUCGAUCUCCUACAGGACGUUAUGAUACCGUACUUAUACACCGAUUGGUUCGAAAAGGAUGGGUACGAUAAAAAAUUGAAAUCCAAGGAAUAUACGACACCGUUCCUAGCGCACUCGACAUUGGUAUGGCCUACUAAAACCGAGAUCAAAGAGUGUAUGACACAGGGGCUAAGUGCAAAUUGGUUUUUUUACAAAAGAUCAGAACAAACUGAGAGGAAAGUAGUGCCUUGUUUAAGAAAACAUGUCCCUCUGCCAACAAACGCGACACAGUCCGAUAAGAAUAGGCAUAUGGUUCCAAGCCAUACCAAAUAUUAUAUACAAUUCACAGAUGAAAAUACACUCAAGCGACCAGAUUGGAUACUACUCACCAGUCAUAACCUUUCCCAAGCUGCAUGGGGUCCCAGCCCACUAAAAAAACCUACCAAUUACGAAUGCGGUAUUCUAUACACGACAACCAUGGGGAGAAACAAAGUACGGUUAACACUAGCAAGUGCCCAACAACCGCCAGGAAGAACAAUUGGGUCAAGGGUACCCGAAGACAUAACUGUUCUGCCCACAGUAAAAGUGGUGACGCCGUAUCCAUUGAAAUUUCAGCGUUACUCAGCAACUGACGAACCUUAUACCUCUGUCGUUCAAUGA
This is a messenger RNA of Kluyveromyces lactis, 1494 nucleotides long. RefSeq names its product tyrosyl-DNA phosphodiesterase 1 (gene TDP1). The coding region runs from base 1 to 1494 and encodes 497 amino acids. Gene Ontology annotation, cellular component: nucleus. The record is from RefSeq and is a predicted model, not a curated record. NCBI's taxonomy places the organism in Eukaryota, Fungi, Ascomycota, Saccharomycetes, Saccharomycetales, Saccharomycetaceae. The transcript has a single exon. Gene Ontology annotation, biological process: single strand break repair; double-strand break repair. Gene Ontology annotation, molecular function: double-stranded DNA binding; 3'-tyrosyl-DNA phosphodiesterase activity; single-stranded DNA binding.